Molecule: messenger RNA, 1932 nt
Organism: Arvicola amphibius (Eurasian water vole)
Lineage: Eukaryota; Metazoa; Chordata; Mammalia; Rodentia; Cricetidae
Product: 60S ribosomal protein L24-like
Exons: 1
Coding region: 600-1073 (157 amino acids)
Biological process (GO): cytoplasmic translation
Cellular component (GO): cytosolic large ribosomal subunit
Molecular function (GO): mRNA binding; structural constituent of ribosome
Source: RefSeq, a predicted model, not a curated record
AGCUCUAGCUAUCCUGGAACUAGCUCUGUAGACCAGGCUGGCCUCAAACUCAGAGAUUCGCCUGCUUCUGCCUCCCAAGUGCUGGGAUUAAAGGCGUGUGCCACCACCACCCAAAAAAAGUGUAAUACCUAAUUCAUGAUAUGUGACUCUAUAAAGGAUAAAAAACCACUUACAAGAUGUGGAAUAAUGUCUGUCUUGCCCCCUAUGACUAGGACAGUACCUUUGAAUACAACUAUACUAGUGUUCUGAGUGAGAAUGGGCCCAAAGGCUCGUAAGUUUGAAUACUGGGUUUCUAAUUGGUGGAACUAACUGAGAAUGGGUAGGAGGUAUGACCUGUUGGGAGAACACCUGUCACUCUCAGGAAGUUUUAAGGAGAUACAAAAGAUAGUGACACUCCCAGUGUAUUCUCUCUGCCUCCUUAUUAUGGGAUAGCAUGGCCAUUCUUUGCUCUGCUAUCACAGACACUCACACUCUAACUGCAAGCCGAAUAUAACACUUGCUUUUAAAACGUGUUUUAGCAGUUGUGAUUCAUCACAGCUAUAGAAAACACAACCUGUGCUCUUCGCCAUCUUUCCACCGGCCGGGCAGCAGCUCUCAUCAUGAAGGUCGAGCUGUGCAGUUUCAGCGGGUACAAGAUCUACCCUGGACACGGGCGGCGCUACGCCAGGACCGAUGGGAAGGUUUUCCAGUUUCUUAAUGCAAAAUGCGAGUCCGCAUUCCUGUCCAAAAGGAAUCCCCGGCAGAUAAACUGGACUGUCCUGUACAGAAGGAAACACAAAAAAGGACAGUCGAAAGAAAUUCAAAGGAAAAGAACCCGCCGCGCAGUCAAAUUCCAGCGGGCCAUCACUGGUGCAUCCCUUGCUGAUAUAAUGGCCAAGAGGAAUCAGAAACCAGAAGUUAGGAAAGCCCAGCGAGAGCAGGCAAUCAGGGCUGCCAAGGAAGCAAAAAAGGCUAAGCAGGCAUCCAAGAAGACCGCAAUGGCUGCUGCCAAGGCCCCCACAAAAGCAGCACCUAAACAAAAGAUUGUGAAGCCUGUGAAGGUCUCUGCUCCCCGAGUUGGUGGAAAACGCUAACUUGGAAGAUCGAGUUUUGCAUAAAGUCCAUUUCAAACUCUAAAAAAAAAAAAAAAGAAAACACAACCUGCUUUGGACCUUAAGAAGAUCCAUCCAAAUCCAGUCAAGAGAAUUUUCAUUGCAAAACUUAAAAAAAAAAAAAAAAAAAAAAAGUGUCAUUUUGAACAUGACAAAAUUUUUUUUCAUGUAUUUGAAUCUCAUGUAAGAUAAUACUUUCUGGAAGUUACUCCAGAAUAUUUUAGAAAUGAACAGUUUGAGGAAAGUAUAGUCAAAUUCUGAGCAUUUUUGUUAUUGGCCCAUUCUUCCACAGAGUUUUGCUUUCAUUAUGUUUUUAUUUGGAAGGCAAGAUGUGGUUUCUUUUAGUCCAGGUUUAUCGUUUCACAUCUGAGGAUUUAGAGCAAGAAACCACAAAUGAAAGAGAAGAGAGAUUUAUCUUUCUGAAUAUGGGUUAAUGUACUUGUUUUUUAGUUGAUUCUGUGUCAAACCGUUUUCUGACUUAAGAUUUCUUUAUAGCUGAAUGGUGUUCCGUUGGUAAUUAGAGAAGUGGCUGGAGAGGGCACUAGCUGGAUGUGAGGGCUGUGAGGAGAAAAAUGUGAAGACUGGAGGAAGAAAUUUCUAGUCGGGCACUAGAUGGGAAAGGUGAAUACAGGAAAGAGGAACAAAUACCAAUGUUGUUUGAUAAUGCUUAAGAUUGUUAUUUUGCACAUACCUAAAGUUAUAUACAAUACAUAAAAGUGCGACUGAGAUUAUGUAUCCACCAUGGAUACACACACGUGUAUAUUAAAUGACGUUGUAUCAUUUGACUUUGUAGUGCCUCCUCCCAAGAAUCCUGCACUAAUAAAAACACCAGUAUGAGAAA